Molecule: messenger RNA, 2430 nt
Organism: Silurus meridionalis
Lineage: Eukaryota; Metazoa; Chordata; Actinopteri; Siluriformes; Siluridae
Gene: ip6k2b
Product: inositol hexakisphosphate kinase 2b
Exons: 5
Coding region: 261-1547 (428 amino acids)
Biological process (GO): inositol phosphate biosynthetic process; phosphatidylinositol phosphate biosynthetic process
Cellular component (GO): cytoplasm; nucleus
Molecular function (GO): inositol hexakisphosphate kinase activity
Source: RefSeq, a predicted model, not a curated record
ACAGUCUGCUCAGAUUCAGCAGAGCAAGUAAGACCCACAGUGUGGAGUUAUUCAGACAUACUGAAAGCACACUCACACUCACUCCAACUCACUGCCUGCUGGUCUUUCGCAAUCAAAUUAAUCACUAAGACGAAUCAAGGAAUUUAAGAAUACAAGAAUUUGGCAAUUCCCUUAUGCUCCUGUCAAUCAUCUGAAGACAUUAAAGGUGCUGGGACAGAGACAGAAGCCUGUACCUGGAGAGUGACGCAUGUGUUUGGAGAAUGAGUCCGGCUUUAAAGGCACUGAUGGAGGGGUGUAGAUACCCGGGGAAAAGCCAGAAGAAAGGUGGAGUGAUGUUGGAACCAUUUGUCCAUCAGGUCGGAGGCCAUUCGUGUGUACUGCGAUUUGGGGAGCAGACCAUCUGCAAGCCACUAAUCCCACGAGAACACCAGUUCUACAAGAGCCUGCCACCAGAGAUCCGCAGAUUCACACCUCAGUACAAAGGCGUGGUAUCGGUGAGCUUCGAGGAAGACGAGGAAGGGAACCUGUGUUUGAUUGCGUACCCUUUGCACAGCGAUCCGUCUGACCAGGAGAACACCGAACCCCUAUCUGACAGAGAACCCAAAACCAAGAUGCUGAAGUGGAGCAAAAAGAAGGCGUCGGGCCUGCUGGAGAAUGACAGGAUGAGGCCGAGCCGCAAAGAAGAAAAGAGCAAAAGUCAUCGUGAGGAUAAAGCGGAGGUGUUGUACUACAGCCUGGAGAAAGGAAACCUGGCACCGCAGAUCAAACACAACCCCUGGAGUCUGCAGUGCCACCAGCAGCACCUGCAGAGGAUGAAAGAGAACUCUAAACAUCGGAACCAGCACAAGUUUAUCCUACUGGAGAACCUGACAUGGCGCUAUCGAGUUCCUUGCGUUCUUGAUCUGAAAAUGGGAACCAGGCAGCAUGGUGACGACGCUUCAGAAGAGAAGAAAGCCAACCAAAUCCGCAAAUGCCAGCAGAGCACAUCUUCGUCGAUAGGAGUGCGCCUCUGUGGGAUGCAGGUGUAUCACAGUGUAACGGGGCAGCUGAUGUUCAUGAACAAGUACCACGGGCGCAAGUUGAGUCUGGCCGGCUUCAAAGAAGCCCUAUGGCAGUUCUUCAGCGAUGGCCGUGUUCUCCGAAGAGAACUCCUCUCGCCGGUUCUCCAGCGACUCAAAGACAUGCGUGCCGUCCUCGAGGCCUGUGAGAGCUACCGCUUUUUCUCCUCUUCCCUCCUCAUCAUCUACGACGGAGCACCUGCACCGCCUCCUGUCAGAUCUCGAACUUCUCAUGGAGGAGAGGAGGAAGACGAAGAGGAGGAAGAUGACGAGGAAGAAGGAGCGGACGGGGAGCGUUCUCAGGUCCGGGAUAGUUCCGGGUCGUCCUCGCCAUUGGUGGACGUGAGGAUGAUUGAUUUCGCUCACACGACAUGCCGCGAUUACGGCGAGGACGGCGUCGUGCACGAAGGGGGAGACAGCGGAUAUAUCUUCGGCUUGCAGAAUCUCAUUAGCAUUCUGUCGCAGCUCGAGGAGAACAGCAACGAUUAAACCAUGUUGAAACGAUCGUCUGUGCACCGACCGCUAUGCUAGGCUUAUAGUGGAUACCUGGAUAAAGGUAACCGGGCUGAAGGCUACGUUCCAAACCCCUCAGAGCUUUAAUCACGCCCCGGAUUCGAGGCAACCGGAGGGGCAAGGAAAAGGUGGAAGGUCUUAUUCUGAAAGACCUUCAGGAGCUGAUGGGACUGAACUGCUCACACUUUGGCUUUUCUUUUCAUUGUUUGUAAUAUCUAGUGUGGUCCCUCUCUCCUCUAGCCAUGUCUACUUUCUCUGUAUGUGAUAGCAGGAUGGAAACACACCACCAUCUGCAAACUGGCAGAUGUCUUUCUCAGUUCUUGCUCAGAAAUGCAGAAAGAGACAUUCUUCAUACACUUUCGAAUGAGAUUUGGAUUUGUAGCAAAUACGGAAAAAAAAAGAGUUGUGGAUCUUUUGCACAAAAUAAAUAACAUAAGCCAUUAUUCUACAAACAACUCACAGACAUCAAGGUGCUUUAUAAAUGCCGUGAAGACCAAGAGAGAUUUAAUACUUAAGGAAGGAAAGUGAAGUGAAUACUUAAGGAAAGUUAAGGAAAGAGACUGUUAUUUAAAGGGAUGAACAGACCGAUUUUUAAUCACAGACACUUUAUGACACUUGUUUAUCUUCGUACUUCAUUCCGUAGUUCACAGGACGCUAUAGGAGAUGCUAUAAACAGAACUUUAUUUAUUGACGAGUGAUAAGUCUAUGAUGAACGGAAAUGGGAGAAUUUGACAUUCCAUCCUACUGUAUUGUUGUUAUAAUGUGAUCUUUAUAGGAAUCAGUCCUGGAUUUCACUGUGCUCUGUCUCUGUUCAACACGACACAAAACAAAUAAAAUAACUUGUAGUGAAGAACACUAA